Molecule: messenger RNA, 528 nt
Organism: Phacochoerus africanus (Common warthog)
Lineage: Eukaryota; Metazoa; Chordata; Mammalia; Artiodactyla; Suidae
Gene: C12H1orf115
Product: chromosome 12 C1orf115 homolog
Exons: 2
Coding region: 83-499 (138 amino acids)
Source: RefSeq, a predicted model, not a curated record
UGGAGGUGCGGGCAGGAGCGCGGGCGGGGAGCAAAGGUUGCAGUGUUCCAGUACCGACCUCAGCCGGAGGGCGGGCGGCAUCAUGACGGUGGGAGCCAGGCUCCGGACCCAGGCGGCAAGCAGCCUCCCGCGCCGCGGGCCCCUCUUCCGGGCGCGAGGGCGGACCGAGCGGGACGAGGAGGCGGCCGCUAUCCUGGAGCAUCUGGAGAGCGGGGCCGAGGAGGCGGAGAGCGCGGGGCGCGCGCGGCUCCCGGGGACCCGGGGCGCGCGGAGGGUGCACCUGGCCGUCCUCCCCGAGCGCUACGAGCCGCUGGAGGAGCCAGCGCCCGGCGACAAGCCCAAGAAGAAGUACCGGCAGAAGCUGAAGAAGUACGGCAAGAACGUCGGGAAGGUUCUCUCCAAAGGAUGUCGCUACGUUGUCGUGGGCCUGCAAGGAUUCGCUGCAGCCUACUCUGCUCCCUUUGGAGUCGCCACCAGCGUGGUGUCCUUUGUCCGCUAGCGGAGACGCCGUGUGAAUGAUCGGCAGCC